GGCGCCGUAGGCAGGCGGGAGCGUCACGUCAGGUUGGGUUAGAGCUGCGCCUGUCAGUGCGAGCGGCGGGAUGGCGGCGCUUUAUGCUUGCACCAAAUGCCACCAGCGCUUCCCGUUCGAGGCGCUCAGCCAGGGACAGCAGCUCUGCAAGGAGUGUCGGAUUGCACACCCCAUUGUUAAAUGUACUUAUUGCAGAACUGAAUUCCAGCAAGAGAGCAAAACCAACACAAUAUGCAAGAAGUGUGCACAGAACGUGAAACUUUAUGGGACGCCCAAACCAUGCCAGUAUUGCAAUAUAAUUGCUGCAUUUAUUGGUAACAAGUGCCAGCGUUGUACAAACUCCGAGAAGAAGUACGGACCACCACAUUCGUGUGAGCAGUGUAAGCAGCAGUGUGCCUUUGACAGGAAAGAUGAUAGGAAAAAAGUGGAUGGGAAGCUACUCUGCUGGCUUUGCACACUCUCCUAUAAAAGAGUCUUGCAGAAGACCAAAGAGCAACGUAAGCACCUGAGCACCUCCUCCCGGACAAGCCUGCCGGAAAACGAACAGUAUGGCCGACUCAGCGGCGGCACCCACUACAACAGCCAGAAAACAUUAUCUACAUCUUCUAUUCAGAAUGAAAUCCCAAAGAAAAAGCCCAAGUUUGAUGCCAUAUCAGCCAAUGGAGACAGCGUUCCUUCCUCUCCCGAGAUGCUUUGCCCCCCUAUCCAGAGUGCCCCGUCCGUGUUGGUGCAGUGGGCUGCUUCCCAACAGAGUCUCGGUGCCCAUGAUUGUCCUGUUUCUCAAGGCACUGACAUCCUGAACUUUUCUCCAGACCUUGCCUUGGACUCUCCUGGCACCGACCACUUUGUCAUCAUAGCCCAGCUGAAAGAGGAAGUGGCUACUCUCAAGAAAAUGCUGCACCAAAAAGAUCAGAUGAUUCUGGAGAAAGAGAAGAAGAUAACUGAACUGAAGGCUGAUCUGCAGUACCAAGAAUCCCAGAUGAGGGUGAAAAUGAACCAGAUGGAAAAGACUCACAAGGAAGUCACAGAACAAUUGCAGGCCAAGAACCGAGAGCUCCUUAAACAAGCCGCAGCUUUAUCCAAGGGGAAGAAAACAGAGAAGUCAGGAGCAAUAACCUCCCCUUAAACACCGUCUGGGAGCUCCUCCUGCAGUAAGGCUGCAAACCCAGCUGGUUUGGUUGGAAUCCUUCCAGAACCUCAUUUUGAUUGUUGUUGCAAUGGACGUGGUGGAAGCCUCUGCGUCUGACCGUUCAAUAGCAUGCUUGGGGUGUUGGGUUUUUCACAUCUUGUUCUCCUGUCCUAGUACAGCGAUGAGGGUGGCUGGGGGCACCAUCCCUCCAAGCCCGCCAACAAAUACUUUCAAUGUCAGGGUUUUCCCAUUCAGUUUUACUACCACUCCCUCGAGUCGGUAAGGGAAACAGGGCUUGGGAUAGGAUCCCUCCACGGACUUCUCCUGCUUUGUCUCCCCCCCCUUCCCCCCAAGGCAUUUAACGUCCUGCCUUUUAAAGAGCAGUACCUAACUUUGCUUACUCGUAAGAAUGCUUGCGUUUUGCUCUAGUAUGCAGAGCUCCUCUCAAAUGUUUCCCUUAGGUUUGUAGAAUUGGGGGACGUUAAACCAAAUGGAGGUUUAAUGCAGCAACUGUCUAUCAGGAAUUCUGGAGGCUGAAUGGUCUCUUCGAAAAAUACUGGGGACAUUAAUUUGGAAGAAAGGGGGUUGAUGAAUUGCAAUUUUGCUUAUUCAUUUGUUGCUGCUGCUGCUGUCGUCACUUAUAUGGCAUUGGUUCUUUGAGAAUUGGGGUUUUGUCCCUGAUCAAGAUUUGCCUGCUUAUUUCUCCUAUUCCCCCAACCCCUUUUGUCUGGAGUUGGGAGGGGAGGAAGGGAGCCUUUUCCUAAGGUCAGUGGUUGGGUGAGGCCAGUCCCCAAUAAUGUGGUGGUAACUGGGCAGUAACAAGGCCCAAUUCUGCAGAGUUUUGAGGAAGCUGGGCAGAGAACAGGCACCAUGUUUCCAGCUAACUUGGCAGCAGAACAAAGAGGUGUGAGGGAAGAAGGUUGUGUUAGUUUUCUUUUCCGAGAUGAUGGGUUUUCAGGAGAAAGAAGCUGCUGGGAGUGCCAGCAAGGCCAAGAAACCCCUACCCCCAAUUAGAGGAAAGAUGGGACGAACUGCAGCUGUUUGAGCCCUGCCCCUCAAGGCAUCUCUUGGGAAAUAGCAAGCAGCUCAAAUACAGUUGAGAUCCAGGCAAGCUAUUUGGCCAGGUUGCUCCUUUGUACAGAACCCAGUCCGAAAUAAUGGGGGACACACCCCCUUUAUGGACAUGCACCUAACACAGCAAUUUGAGGUGGUGUGAGAUUAACUUUCUAUAAGAUAGAGGGAUAUCUGCUGCAGGUGGGCUUUUAUGGAUAUUUUAAAAUAUAUACAUAUAUGGGAUGAUUUGUUGUCCGGUUGCACUUUGAAAGACCUACAAGCCUUGGAGCGUGAAAGGAAGAAUAUUGAAACGCGCACUCUGCUGUGGGUUAUUUAUUUUUUAGUCUUGUUUUUGCUUUGUUUAAAAGACAUUUUACAUUAAGAAUUGAUUGCACCAGAAGGAGUUGUAGCAGCAGAAGCCUAAUUUUUAUAUUCAAGAACAUUUUUAGGAACAAGAAAUUUAAGCAGGAGUGGUUUUUAGCUUCUUCAGCCUACAGAAAAUGAAGACAAGGAGAAGGAUUUUUUCCUGUAAAUUGUGUCUUUUUUCUUAACUGUGACACCUUGAUCAUGCAUAUAAGUGGGUGAUUUAUAGUGAUGCUGUUUUUCUUUCUAUGUUUGUAACAUUGGCAAUCUUAAAAAAACAGAGUUGCAUUGAUUUGUACAAAAAAAUGUUUUAAAAAAAGGUUUGGGGGAGAGGGGGAGAUCUUUUGGUGGUUUCAUGUUUCGAUAUUUUGCCUAUGCCUUUCUUGGUUGAGUAGGCAAAGAUAAACCAUUCCCUCCCCCCCCCCACUGAUGUGGGCCUGAUCCACGCGCAGGUCAUCGGCAUGAAGCACAAAGACCUUUUGGUGCUACUGUGGUAUUUGAUGUAUGUAGAGGAUUAAACAGUAUUUUCUGUA
This is a messenger RNA of Zootoca vivipara (common lizard), 3078 nucleotides long. RefSeq names its product family with sequence similarity 76 member A (gene FAM76A). The record is from RefSeq and is a predicted model, not a curated record. Gene Ontology annotation, cellular component: nuclear speck. Lineage: Eukaryota; Metazoa; Chordata; Lepidosauria; Squamata; Lacertidae.